This is a messenger RNA of Emericellopsis atlantica, 2385 nucleotides long. RefSeq names its product vacuolar segregation subunit 7-domain-containing protein. The annotation marks the transcript as partial. Gene Ontology annotation, cellular component: PAS complex; fungal-type vacuole membrane. The record is from RefSeq and is a predicted model, not a curated record. Gene Ontology annotation, biological process: positive regulation of phosphatidylinositol biosynthetic process; vacuole inheritance; protein localization to vacuolar membrane. Lineage: Eukaryota; Fungi; Ascomycota; Sordariomycetes; Hypocreales; Bionectriaceae. The transcript has 2 exons.
AAACACUCUCGCCAGUCAUCAGCUACUACCUCCAUGACACCGUCACCUCUUGCCUCUCGAGAGGGCUCGCCAAGCCGCAAUCCCCGAAGAACAAUUUCGGCCACUCCUCUGACCUCGAGGUCACGGAAGAACAGUCAACAGCAAGAAAUCAGUCCGACGCGCCAGAUGCAAAUACGCGCCAGCGCACCCAUACGCACUGCGUCCUCCAGGAGUCUCACCUCCGCCUCCACGCCUUCGCUUCCUCCGAGUUCAGACCCUCCAAUCCAAGCGCCAACGCCCCAAAAACCGGUAGCGCCCGAGUCAAGGGAAAGCCCGCGCUGGCCUGUCUCACCUCGUCUGAGAUCCCCUCCGCCACUCAACAAGGCUGCCGGGGCCGCCGGCCGCCGGAACGAACAAGACGCGCCGCCAGCGAUCAACGUCCAGGGCGCUUCACCAUCACUAAAACCAGCACAUUCGGCGCCGGAACCUCUACUAACGACGUCGGGAAGUGACACGGAAGACUCGGCCAGAACUUCGGGUACAAGGACGCCAGCGCGCAGCGCCCUGGAGACAGUGCAAGAAGUCAGCCUGCCCAACUCCCCGAGCCCAUCCAGCGACGCGGCGCUCAUGGCGCGAGUUGACGAAAGAUUGGGAAGCCAGCCGGAUGGUGCGCCCAACAACCUGCCGACGCUCCAAGCGAAAGCGAGAGUUGUAGACUCUGAAACAGAGACGGCCAGCGACACCAACAGCAGCACACCCAAGGCUGAUCGACGUACCAACUCGGGCCCCCCACCGAUGGUCCAGCGUCAGUCGAGCGCCCUCUCUUCGAAACAGUUCAAGGUGAAGCCGGACAACUCCUCGCAGAACAUGACCGUCGAGACCGAAACCGUGACCAGCAUACCGCAAGUGGCACUGGCAUCGGGCCCAAAGUCAUCAGAAGGACAUGCGCUCAAGGCCAAGCCUAGCACCGAAACCAUCAAGCCCAAGAAAGAGAAAAAGAAGCCAAACAGAAAACAGAUCAACGUGAGCUCUGGUAAUGCAUCCUCUAAAGCAGACGUCUUUGAGGCCAAGAUUGCGAGCGCCGUUGAUGAAGCCAACACGUCUGACUCUGAGGAGACCUUUGUGUACGACUCCAACCCCCCGGACGCCAGUGAGCGCACAGCACGCCGGUUUCACUCGCGAACGCCAAGUGCUACGAGCAUGGCCAGCCAGGCAGACCGCCAGCAUUUCCGCUCCAUCCAUGGUGUCAUGGAAGGCACUUCGGCCCCCCCCGCGCACGGCCCGAAGAAGGGUAUGAAAUUUGUGAACACGCUCGCCGCUCCGGGGAGCGAAAACCUAAACGCCGAGGAUGACGGGAAAGGCACUGGUCGCAGCGCUGGUGGCUCGGGCCGAGGUACCGUGCGCCAUCACCAUCACAUUGGACGCUGGGGACGCCAGCCUGGGAACGGCCAUGCCUCGCUUUUCGACAACGAGUCGCCUUUUCCGAACGCCGCGAAAUCAAAGCUUGCUGGCCAGCAGUCUCGCAACUCGUCAGGCCCGCCCAGUCCUAGAGGCUACUUGGCGAAUGGACUGAGCCAUAAGCGAUCCAACUAUCAACUGUCCAACUACGAUGCCGACGAGGCAACAACGGGAGCGGACGACGAGCGCACGCCUCUCAUGGGACCGGGGUCGGCGCGCCGGCCAGGGAACGGUCGACGAAGGGGUCCGCACAGCUUGAGGCAAGCGGAAGCUCAGUCCUUUGACCGCCGCCCAUCGUACCUCAACAGGUUUGCAGCAUGCCUCGUGCUCACAAUGAUGCUCCUGCUCGUCAUCACGGGUGCGAUUGGCUUUAUGUUCGCCACUUCGCAACCGAUGACGGACAUUGAGAUCCUAUCCAUCAACAAUGUGGUGACCAGUGAGCAGGUCCUCAUGUUCGACUUGACAGUUAAAGCACACAACCCCAAUAUUGUCGUUGUCACAGUGGACCAAGCGAAUCUGGAAAUCUUUGCAAAGUCUGAACACGCCGGUACAGACUCAGACUGGUGGAAAGUGCCUCAGAAUUCGGACGACUUUCAUGUUCUCGACGAUCCGAUCAAUGAUCUACCCGACGAUGACGCCGUCAGACCCAAUGUGCUUCUGGGGCGGAUCACGGAGUUCGACAGCCCCCUGACGUUCGAGGGCUCACUUUUCCACAAGGGCACAUCUUCGUCCUCGGGCGAAAUGCAGCUCCCCUACCCGGGUAACGGCACAUCGGGCGGCUCAGAGCGAUGGGAGCGCAUUUACCAGGACGAGUUUGACCUCAUCGUCAAAGGUGUCGUCAAGUACAGCCUGCCUCUGAGCACGCGCGUCCGUAGUGCGACCGUGUCGGGGCGGACGCACGUCACGCCAAACUCGGCCAACGACCCGUCCCUGAGGCCCAAUGCCACG